AUGUCCAUGUCCAUGCAAAGCCUCGAAGAAGCCCUCCCGAAGUGCGAGGACGCUUUCGAGUGCUAUCUUUGCAAAAAGAAAUUCCAGUCGCGUGCUGAUAUGGACAAGCACAGGGUGCCAUGCCUCUUGCGGUCCUAUGAUGAAUGCGAGUUCUGUAAUAAGCGUCACACUCCGUUGAAUGAUAUGAUCGACCAUGUGUUAGUCUCGUUUGACAUUUCCGUAACCAGUUUUGAUCGCCGAAGCAUUUGA
This is a messenger RNA of Haemonchus placei, 249 nucleotides long. The record is from the annotation of a GenBank genome assembly. Lineage: Eukaryota; Metazoa; Nematoda; Chromadorea; Rhabditida; Trichostrongylidae.